Chaetomium fimeti is the source of this 948-nucleotide messenger RNA. RefSeq lists its product as uncharacterized. NCBI's taxonomy places the organism in Eukaryota, Fungi, Ascomycota, Sordariomycetes, Sordariales, Chaetomiaceae. The transcript has 3 exons. Bases 93 to 695 code for a protein of 200 amino acids. The record is from RefSeq and is a predicted model, not a curated record.
GCCUUACAUCUGAUCCAAUACUUACAUUGCAUUUCUAUGCUACUGGCAUUUCCUCGCGGCCUGAGCCCUACACUGUGACGACAACAACGACCAUGGAGCCAACCUCAGAUGCUACCGACCCUUUGGCAAAACCCCAAUUUCUAGCAGAACAAGAGCCAGACCCCUCCCUUCGAACCGUCACAAAGGGAGGGCCGGACGCCGGCGCCAUCGACGCCCAGGUUCCAGACGCCCGAGUUACGGCAGAAGAACGUUUUGCCACCUUUGACCUCUCCGCUGUCUCUCACGUUGUUAUACAGGUGUCAAUCACAAGGCAACAGGACAUCUUCCGCCGUGUGGGUUACCAGUACGACUGGGAUCGGCCCGGACCUUUUUGGCAUUUCCUGGGCAAGAUAGCUGCCAAGGCUAUAUUCAACGAUGAGAUCAAGCUCGACGUACUCAACUAUAUCCCAUUAGGCAGGCGAGAAUUUAUCUGUUAUACAACGCCCACGUGGACAGCCACAGUCAAAGCGAGAGAAGCAGAUGGCUUGACAGAGCCGCCGCCACUCCAUGUUAUCGAGGUCAACUUCAAGAAGCCAGUGCCGAGCCAGCCGCUAGAAAUGUCCUGGGUCCCAGCUAGAGACCGUGUUCUCCUUCAGAUUAGGCGUUGGAACGAAGAUUCGGGUGGAGAAGAAGACAACCCCGACAUAUCCGACUGAAUGUAUUGGGAUUUCAUGGCCGCCCUGCGCGGAUCAGAUCCCGUGGGGAUUGACUCCUUGGUUUCUUGUCUUAAACUAGAUAAGCGAUGGGAUGGCGGGAAAUGCGGAAUAAGGUGGGUUGUCCCGAGAAAAGAGGAAGCCAUGUGCAUGGACACUCACAGGCUCAACUUGUGUGUUUGAAGUUCAGGGGGGUUUAGUCGGAAAAGCCAAGAUCGCUCACACACGAUACUCGGGUCAACCAUUUUCUUCCUCG